Molecule: messenger RNA, 1474 nt
Organism: Lactuca virosa
Lineage: Eukaryota; Viridiplantae; Streptophyta; Magnoliopsida; Asterales; Asteraceae
Source: the annotation of a GenBank genome assembly
AUGGAAUCGGAAAGAGAGACCAGGGAGGAUGAAGCUCCGACGAAGGCUUUGGUUAUACAUAGAUACAUGCAUCUAGAAGUACAUAUGGAAAUUACUUUCGUCUUACAACAUACGGUGAAUCCCAUGAUGGAGGUGUUGGUUGUAUUAUUGAUGGGUGUUCUCCUAGAAAAGAAACAGACACAUGCACCAUAUUUUCAGGAGUGGCUGAUGGAUACACAACUGGAUCUCCAAUCAAGAUAGAUGUACCCAACAUUGAUCAAAGGGGAAAUAGGUUUUUUGACGUCGCCCGCCAAGUGUUUUAUAAAAUGUCGGACUCAAUUUUCCAACUUUUGUAGCCAGACGACACCAAAUAUGUUGAGAGACAUGGAACUUUGAAGAGCCUGACAACGGAUCUUUUUUCAUCUUAAGGUCUGGGCAGUUAAUAGCGCCGAGAUCUUGGUGAGAUCUCGGUGGGAUAACGUUUCACGGGUGUUGGCAAAAUAGCGGUUUCAAAGGCUGGAGGAAAGACAUUUAAAGCGAAGAAGCCUAUUCUGGUGAAUCUCAACCCCACUUUAUCCAGAAACACCCGGUAUAUGGCCAAAGGAACUGGUAAAGGCAUGGAAGCCAAUUGUUGAUGUUGUGCAUGCAAAAGGCGGAAUCUUUUUCUGUUAAAUCUGGCAUGUUGGAAGGGUUUCAAAUAUUGAUAUGAUUGAAUUUAUGCAAAGAAAUUGUGACAUACUUUAAUAAUUACGUACAAGUAAUUCCUCGACAUAUUGAUGUCAAAGUUUUUUCAGAUUUUUAUUUUUUAUUUUUUCAAAACGCCAAAACUACAAGUUUCAUCCAUUCAAAUUGUAUAAUUGGAUUUUGCUACUAAAGGUUUUUUUUGUUCAAACAAGUAUAUGACAUGGGUAUUUUGGUCAGUACUCAAUUAUUAUUAUGGUAUUUACUCAAAGAUACUUUGAUACGAACACUUCAUAUGCAACAUCUAUUUUUACCUUUGGAAUGCACUAGCAGGUAGAUAAAUAGACUUUGUUUAUGCAAAAAGGAGUACACUUUGUUGGCAUGCUUAUAUACCUUUGAUGUUGCAUAAUUUUUUUUUAUUUAUACUGAAAAAAGACUGACACUAAUGUGAAUGGGAGAAGGUUUGCAACUUUUUAUCCCAUUAGUACAAACGACCUUAAUGCCCUUCUAAAAUUAUACUAUUUGUUUCCAACCUUUUGCAUCAUAUGAAUGCUUUUGUUGUAUUGUUAUGCAUGCAACAGUUCUUGACCCUGCAGAUUAUGCAGGCCUUGAAUGACAUUAUACUAAUUUAUUUGUUUACUUUGAUUUCUUACAUUAGGACAUUAUAUUGUUUUCAAUCUAUCCGAUUGGUUUGUAUUUGAAUAACAUUAUAGCAUCCUAUUUUCGUCACCCACCAAACAUCAACAAAAAUAUCCAACCCGUGUGUCUUCAGUAAAUUUGUUUGUUCCGAACCCCGCGGAGCGGGGUUUCCCAG